AUGGCAACUUCAAUUACUACUAGUGCAAUGAUUGUUCUCAAAGGCGAGAAACCUCCAUCAUCGCCUCUUGAAGUGAUCAAUUUCAUCGCGCUCCUCGGGAAAGAUGCCUUGGAACUUUCCAAGCUUCUCCGAUCAUGUCAGGACCCAGGAUCCUUCUACUUAGACCUCUCGGGCAAAACAAAGUAUUUCGACGGCAAUUCCUACCUUAAUUCUCUUCGCGCCUUGUAUCGUCAAUACAAGACUGAUCGCUCUGAAACUUCCGACCCUCGUGGAAGGAGUCACUGUACCGCGGCGAGCUUCAUAGAGUCGAGCUCAGGCUCCUUUACAUCGAGUCAAUCAUCCUACUACGCCUCGGGCAGCUCAUUUCAAGAAGAAGAUCUUGUCUCAACACUAGACGACGAGACCAAGCAUCUAGUCAAAGAGUACACACAUGCCGUCGCUCAUCGGCUCAUCCGCACGCUCUCCCCGUUCAUCGGCAGCGAGCAAGUCCGCAAGUACAUCGCCUCCAUGCACGGUGACAGUGACCCGUCCUAUUCGGAAAUGAGAGUGGACGAGUUUCUCUGUUUGCCGGAAGAAGAUCAUGAUGAAUCUCCCGUGGGGGGAUUUGUCGAUGGCAGUUCCUUUACGCUGCGAUACUGUGAGGAGGAUUUGUUGGAAUACUGGGACUCUGAGAGCGACGGCUGGGCAGGCAUCGAGCCGCGCGACAACUGCCUCAUAGUCAAUGUCGGGGAUGCUCUGCGUACUGCCAGUAAGAAUCAAUUCCAAAGUCCGCUCUACCGGGUUCGGCAGUCAGAAGGGGGACACAUCCGCGGAUCAUCGCCUAGUCGACGAGUCUGUGUCACUCAUCAUUUGUGGCCGAUGGACUGA
Molecule: messenger RNA, 867 nt
Organism: Penicillium oxalicum
Lineage: Eukaryota; Fungi; Ascomycota; Eurotiomycetes; Eurotiales; Aspergillaceae
Product: 2OG-Fe(II) oxygenase family protein
Exons: 1
Coding region: 1-867 (288 amino acids)
Source: RefSeq, a predicted model, not a curated record